Symbiodinium necroappetens is the source of this 1479-nucleotide messenger RNA. The record is from the annotation of a GenBank genome assembly. Lineage: Eukaryota; Dinophyceae; Suessiales; Symbiodiniaceae.
AUGGCGUGUAGAGAUCAGCGCUUCGUCAAAUACCACGGACAGUUUUCAAAGUGCAAAGCGCAUGAAGCACAACCAGGCUGUGGAUACCGCGGUAUAACGUGUUGCGAUGCUUUCUGGGGCUGGGGGGAGAAACUGGAGUACUUCACAGGGAAACCCUGGGACCUACCAUGUAACUGCGGUCUAUCUGGCUGCGAGGAGAAGCCGCAGGAUCAAGGCCAGGAUGUUUCUCGGGUCUGCUGCGCGCACAACACCGGCGGCACUUCGCGUUGCGACCGGCGAAUUCGACCCGAGUCAGUGCCCGAAGUCAACACCCCAGAAGACAGCGAGUCGUUGACGUCCACGGCCCUUGCGGACUUGGGGAGCUCCUAUCGGAAUGUCACGGCUUUCUGGCAGACCUGCCGGCUGAACAGGCAGCUUCGCUUUUCAGACCGAACCGUGGAUGAGCUGAUCUUUGCAUGCCACCGGCUGGCGACCCGGUAUCUACUCCUCAAGCAAAACUUCGAUGCGCUGGGGCAGUGGUGCCGCUUCGCCCACCAUGAGCUGCGCCGUGGGGCAAGCGGGCAGAAUCCUGGCUUAUUCCCACCCACCUGGCCCAGCGCGGCUACAUUGCCCGUCAGGGAUGCUGAGACAGGAGUUUUGGAGGAGAUCAGAAAAGAUCACUUAUGGAAAAGGCCGCAUGAUGUGGCUCAACUGCAAUUCUUGGGGGAAACCGUUCGUCAUCUCCGGCAAAAGGCGCAAGAGAUGCAGAUGCUCGGUCUGGAUUCUCCUAGAGGCAUUCCGUACCCCGGCAACCGGGCCUCAUUCGUUCCAGAUCUGCGGCUGGCUGACAUUUUUCGUGCUGGGGCACUGGAAUCAGUCCAAGAUUUGCCGCAGCAAGACUUCGUGGUCGUGGAUCGUGUGCUACGGCCUCAGGUCGCAGUUCAGCUGCAGACGUGGCUGGCGCAAGCCACCAUUUGGCACUCGCCAAAGGAUGGUGGGAUUCUCCAAGCCUCCCUUUUGGAUGGAUUGAACGGCGAAGGCCUCAUCGAAUUGAUCAAGGCAUUCGAAGCCUCCAAGCAAGUGCAGAGCGUGCUGCAGAAGCGCCAUGGUGCCAAGCUAGUCCUGGACGACAUGUGGGCCUGGAAGUAUGACUUGGCGUGGAUAAACCCGUCAUUGCCAAUUCAAGCUGAUAGCUGGUCUGGGAGUGGGCCGGAUGUGCUGGCAGUGGUGUCCUUCAAGGAGACAGGCGCCGCAGAUGGCUGGAGAUUCGCGAGGGGCAGCGAGAAGCACUUCAUCCCGCGCAGGCAGAACCAGCUGGUCCUGUGGACAGCCUGGAAGGGGGGCUGGUCUCUCUCCAUGGCUCAAGACAUGGAUGUCCGAUACGAGGAUCGACCUGUUGACCUAUUCUUGGGCUUUCGCAAGAGCCUUGGCCACAAGGUCUAUCCUGGCUUAACAGCGCACACAUCGACCAGGUGGCCGGCUGCGGCCAAGGCUGGAUGA